AUGGCCUCAGUAAGUGGGGAAUGGAAGAAUCCUAGUGACAUCAUGAAGAAACAUCUGCUACAAAGGACUUCAUCCUUCAACCUCACAAAGACCAAAUCCGCAUCUGGUGGCUUCAGCAGGCGACACUCAUUCACUCUACACUCUUCCAACAGUCAGAAGAGUCCAGCACCUCACAGCAAUAAUUCCCCGUGUGAUACAUCAACCUGUUCCCCAGGCACAGUGUCCCAGAAACGUAAAAAUCCUUUUGGCUGUGACGCAGCAAACCUCAGUAAACGCAGAUCUGUCCUGGAUCGGACUGUCACUGUCGAACAUUCUAGUGGUUCUAGUGAUGAUUUUUUAAUUAGUGCCACAGUUCUAUGUGAUACAUCUACGUCUGACGCUGACUUAGAUCAAGAUACGAGCUCUUCAACUAAUUGCCAGCAAAAUAAACUUAUUCGUGCACUCACUUUGCAGGAGCAGAAGGAUUACUUUACCACAUCACUAAAGACUGAGACAGAAGAAAGCAGACCUAGUGCAGAGAAGACUCUCAAUGCCAGACAGCUUUGUGAUGUUUUAAAAGAGAAGCCGGUGUCUUCCAAUGUGGAGGCAGCAAGAAGCAAAACUGAGCAGGUUCAGGUUUUCCCUAGCCCGCCAGUUGAUUGGAGCCUCAAGUCAAAAGCUCGAGUUCUUGUCCAUGGCAGCAUUGAUUCUUUUAAGAAGUAUCCGGGCAUUGAUGCCAAGAACGUGCAUAGUUUUGUGCAUCAUACAUUAGAUGGCAGUCUGGAGUGGCAGGACCUUGAUGUUUUGCAGCAAAUAAAACGCUGUUGCAUGCAUUACAGUUACCCAUACCUGCCCUGGGUUCCCACAUUUCCCAGACUAUCAUCAGAUUUCAAAUCUAGGUCAACCUCUUUGUUUGCCAACAGCAAAGAUGUUUUGGAUAGUUUGCAGAGAGACUGGUCCAACACGUUGACGUCUGUGUACCAACAGCUGCGAGCCGGUUUGUGUCCCUACUUUUACGUGUGUGCCUAUCAGUUCAGUGUCUUGUUUCGAUGCUUGAGGUCAGCUGACAGUACAUCAUGGUCUGCUCUCUUGUCUCCGUCCACUCGAGGUCUCCGGGAGAUGCUCACCAAGGAAGGAAUUCAGUUUCGGCUGCCCAACAUCAGGACCACAAAGUACAGGAAAAACCACAAACAGGAAGACACGGAGAAGGCCAGCAGCAGUGACAACAGUCAGGUCUCAAGUGCUCAGUCUCUCCAUUCAGUGCAUGAUGAUUGUGCAGAAAAUGAGAACUCACAGAAAGAGAACACCAACAGUGGAGUCCGUGUGACCAGCCCAGAUGACUCCAGCGAUGAUGACAAUGACAUUCGGGAUGACGACGAAGCCUCUCAGUGGCUGGAGGUCAUGGGCUUGGACAAGAGAGACUUCCCUUCACUGGAGCCAUUUAAAGUUAAACUACAGCGUGAGGGUUUUAGAGAAAUCGACAACAGGCCUCAAUCUAUGGUUUAUGUGGAAGGAGUGGAUGUUCACUCAUUCUUUAACUUCCUGUUGAACUACCCAUGUAUAGCCAGCAGUGGGCCUCAGCACGGCAUCCCUCCAACAAUCCUCUCGCCAGUUCCAUUUGUUGGAGGCAGAUUGGUGCAGAAUGUGGUCAAGCAUACAACACUAAACAGUCGAGUGCCAGCUGCAAGUGGCCAGUUAAACAAUCUGGAAAAUAAAAGCACGCACGUGUUUGAAAUAUCUGGCCCUAUUCUUCCCCAUCACGCUCUCAAUAUGGCAGCAGUGUUACGCAACAGUUGUGAGUGUGAUUCGGCCUCUCUCUCCUUCAGCACCUAUGCUCCAAGUGCUGCCUUCAACACACAAACUGUCAGCGACGCAGAAAAAGACAAACUGGCAAGUGGCCUUAGCAAACUGUUUGUUGAUAUUUCACAGGCAAAUGCUGGCCUGUUACAGGAGGUUAGAAAUCAGAUUUUGGCUUCUCCUCUUUUAGAAACUGGUGCGGCUAUACGAGACAUGCACGUCACAAAGUCAGGUUUUUCUUGGAUAUGUUGA
Molecule: messenger RNA, 2028 nt
Organism: Candidula unifasciata
Lineage: Eukaryota; Metazoa; Mollusca; Gastropoda; Stylommatophora; Geomitridae
Source: the annotation of a GenBank genome assembly